Mesoplodon densirostris (Blainville's beaked whale) is the source of this 3438-nucleotide messenger RNA. It is a transcript of the gene PFKFB4, whose product is annotated as 6-phosphofructo-2-kinase/fructose-2,6-biphosphatase 4. Gene Ontology annotation, biological process: fructose 2,6-bisphosphate metabolic process; fructose metabolic process. Gene Ontology annotation, molecular function: 6-phosphofructo-2-kinase activity; fructose-2,6-bisphosphate 2-phosphatase activity; ATP binding. The transcript is spliced from 14 exons. NCBI's taxonomy places the organism in Eukaryota, Metazoa, Chordata, Mammalia, Artiodactyla, Ziphiidae. Bases 239 to 1546 code for a protein of 435 amino acids. The record is from RefSeq and is a predicted model, not a curated record. Gene Ontology annotation, cellular component: cytosol.
UUUUUUUGCGGAACACGGGCCUCUCACUGUUGUGGCCUCUCCCGUUGCGGAGCACAGGCUCCGGCCGCGCAGGCUCAGCGGCCAUGGCUCACAGGCCCAGCCGCUCCGCGGCAUGUGGGAUCUUCCCGGACCGGGGCACGAACCCGUGUCCCCUGCUUCGACAGGCGGACUCUCAACCACUGCGCCACCAGGGAAGCCCAGAUAUUGACACUUUUAACGCAUACCAGAAUCUGUUUGCAUGACCAACUGCCCGACGCUCAUUGUCAUGGUGGGGCUGCCUGCCAGGGGCAAGACCUACAUCUCUAAGAAGCUGACCCGCUACCUGAACUGGAUUGGCGUGCCCACACGGGAAUUCAACGUUGGCCAGUAUCGCCGGGACAUGGUCAAGACAUACAAGUCUUUUGAGUUUUUUCUUCCAGACAAUGAAGAGGGCCUGAAAAUCAGGAAGCAGUGUGCCCUGGCAGCCCUCCGAGACGUCCGGCGGUUCCUUAGUGAGGAGGGGGGGCAUGUGGCGGUGUUUGAUGCAACAAAUACCACCCGAGAACGGAGAGCGACCAUCUUUAAUUUUGGGGAACAGAAUGGCUACAAGACCUUUUUUGUUGAGUCCAUCUGUGUGGAUCCUGAGGUCAUAGCUGCCAACAUCGUGCAAGUGAAACUGGGCAGCCCUGACUAUGUCAACCACGAUAGCGAUGAGGCCACGGAGGACUUCAUGAGGCGCAUCGAGUGCUAUGAGAAUUCAUAUGAGUCACUGGACGAGGACCUGGACAGGGAUCUGUCCUACAUCAAGAUCAUGGACGUGGGGCAGAGCUACAUUGUGAACCGCGUGGCUGACCACAUCCAGAGCCGCAUUGUGUAUUACCUCAUGAACAUCCACGUGACGCCCCGCUCUAUCUACCUCUGCCGGCACGGGGAAAGUGAGCUCAACCUCAAGGGCCGGAUUGGCGGGGACCCAGGACUGUCCGCCCGGGGCAGGGAGUUUGCCAGGAGUCUGGCCCAGUUCAUCAGGGAUCAGAACAUCAAGGACCUAAAGGUUUGGACAAGCCAGAUGAAGAGGACAAUCCAGACGGCUGAGGCCCUGGGUGUGCCUUAUGAGCAGUGGAAAGUUCUCAACGAGAUUGAUGCGGGCGUCUGUGAGGAAAUGACCUACGAGGAAAUUCAGGAUCAUUAUCCACUGGAAUUUGCCCUGCGAGACCAGGACAAGUACCGGUACCGGUACCCCAAGGGGGAGUCCUAUGAGGACCUCGUCCAGCGACUCGAGCCUGUCAUCAUGGAGCUGGAGCGGCAAGAGAACGUGCUGGUCAUCUGCCACCAGGCUGUGAUGCGCUGCCUCCUGGCCUACUUCCUUGACAAGGCGGCAGAACAGCUGCCUUACCUCAAGUGUCCGCUGCACACAGUCCUGAAGCUGACCCCUGUGGCUUAUGGUUGUAAAGUGGAGUCCAUAUUCCUGAAUGUGGCGGCCGUGAACACGCACCGGGACAGGCCUCAGAAUGUAGACAUCUCUCGGCCUCCAGAGGAAGCCCUUGUCACGGUCCCUGCUCACCAGUGACCGUGUGUCGUCCACUGCGACCCCCGGGCAGGUGUUGAUCUCUGCGGACGAGGUCAUUCCAGGCCCUCUGGUCUGUGUGACAGUCACCACACAGGAACACCCUCAAAGCCAUGCAUGGCUGGUGGCACCCAGAAUCCCAGUCCCAGCCCACCUGUUUCCUUGUUGACAGUGUCAGGGUUGUAUGCGGUGCCCAACCUGCUGCUAAAAACCACUUGGCCUGACUGCAUCUGCACCGGGCUGGUGAGAGGUUUCCCAGCCCCUGAUCCUUCUGUUCUCUCUUACCGGCCGGGUGGGCUUUGUGAAGUGUGAAACCCAAAAAUGUGAAAUGGAAAGCACUUGCUGUGAUGUUUCCACCCACUGAGGCCGAGCUGCCUGGGUAGACCUGGGGACCCCUGCCAGGGCUCUGCUGCCCUCUCUUUGGCCACUUCCUGAGCCAGAGGCAAGGUGUUCAUGAGCUGCUGCUGCUUCAGUAAGCGGGAAAGAGCCAUCCCUAUCCUGCCUCGCCAGGAACUGAAGAGCUUCCGCCAAGGCAGCCACCUCCUCUGGCCAGACCCUUCGGUCCGUGCGUCUGCAUUUGUGGACGCUCAGGAAAGCAGUGUGUUCACUUCAGCACAUGGGAAUGCACAGAAUCAUGCAGGGAGCAGGGUGUUUGCGAUUACCCCUUCCCAAUUAUGCCUACACUGGAAUACUCGUGGGAGCUGGUAGCCAAGGCCACCCCUCUCCAACUGCUCUCAUGGUGCAACAUGUAAAGAAAGACGUGAAGACGGGACAGUUGUAUGAGUCGCCCUUCCCAGUGCUCGAGGGAGAGGCUGCCCUCCCAUCUUCCUCUCCCGGCCAUGCCCCUGGGCUACCUUGCCCGCUGCUGCCUGUGUCCACGCAAGAGGGUACACUGGUGGCAGGGACCUGCAUUUGCUGUGAAGGAUUCGGAAAAGCUUGCAUGGUCCUGCAAAGUCUGUCCUGGCGUUUGUCGACCUCUACCCACGGGACUAAGCACGGGAAAGCCCAGAGCUGGAGGCAGCCCCGGCCAGGGCAGGAUUUUCCCAGCUUCUGAUUCUUGUACACAGGAGCCUGAUGAAAACGACCUCGGGAAGCCUGCCAUCUGUCACGCCCCUGAGUUCUUUUGGGCCCAGGGAGUUGGGCUGGGCCGUGGGUUCUGGCUCCAUUUUGUAGCUGGGAGAACAGGCUGGCCAGCAAGUUGUGAGGCUGGGUGAGGAAGUGUGUGGAUUUGUAGUUGGAUGCGCUGCUGUCCACAGAUGGUGGUCCUUGGUGAAGUCAGGCCCCAGGAUCCUGUGUCCCUGGCCCAGGCUGAUGGCCUCUCGGCCUCGAGUGCCACAGCAGCUAUGGACAGAUGUGGGUGGAGAGAUAUCCAGGACAGAGCUGUGGCAGUACCCUCCUUCUGGACUUAUCUCCUGUCAGAGCCCCAGGCCCCUUAGACCCAGGGCCAGAGGGCCACGCUAUUGCCUUUGGGAUGUGGGGACUGCAGCCUUUGCUUCCAUGUCCACCAGAGUAUUGGUGACUUUUGGUCAUGUUCAGUUGUUGGCCAUAGCAGGUCCCUUUGGUCAGCGGCAUGUACAUCUAGAUGUCACCACCUCUCCAAGACCUCAGGCUGGCUGAGGUGAGACCAGCGAGGCCUUUUCUCUCUGUCCAGAGGGCAGCCAGGAGCUACUGGAGACGUGUCACAAGGACUGGGAUGGGGCAGAGGGAAGUCUGGGAUCCCAGCAGGGCUCACCCGGAGCCAGCUUUGCAUGGGCAGCCGUCCACCUGGCUGGCUGCCCGGUUGUAGCCGGGACGGUUGAUGUGCUCCUGUUGCAGACAUGUUUCCUGCUCACCCUGGAAUGGAUGUUGUUGGAUCUCGGCCACAUGUCACACUGUGUCCAACAUUCUUUGCAAUA